UAGAUCUAUAUAACUACCAUUGCUCAAUCUAAACGGGAUUAGAUCUUUUUUUUUUUUGGUGCUGUUUACGUUUCUUUUGUUAUUAGAUCUAGAUCUAGAAUAGAUCUAAUUAAAGAUGCCUAAAGUUAAACGCAGUAGAAAGCCACCACCAGAGGGAUGGGAGCUUAUUGAACCAACAAUAGAUGAAUUAGAUCAGAAAAUGCGUGAAGCUGAAACUGAACCUCAUGAGGGCAAACGUAAAGUGGAAGCUCUUUGGCCAAUUUUUCGCUUGCACCACCAGAAAUCCAGGUACAUCUAUGAUCUGUUCUAUCGCAGGAAGGCAAUUAGUCGAGAACUCUAUGAAUACUGUUUAAAAGAGAACAUUGCAGAUAAAAAUCUGAUUGCAAAAUGGAAGAAGCAAGGUUAUGAGAAUUUGUGUUGCUUGAGGUGUAUACAGGUCAGAGAUACCAAUUUCGGAGCCAACUGUAUCUGUCGUGUCCCUAGGUCAAAACUGGAAUCUGGUAAAAUUGUUGAAUGCGUUCACUGUGGAUGCAGAGGCUGCUCUGGUUGAGUUUUACCCAUCAACUUGAUGUUUGAAUGUUGUAUCAUGGAAAAUAACACAAAUUAUUUUAUGCUUCAAAUGAAGUGCAUCUUUAUGAGCUGAAUUGAACAUGAAUUGGUUUUGUUACUUUAAUUUUUAAAGCACAUUUUUUUUAAUAAGUGAAAGAAAUUUCAAACAAUGUUAAAACAUUGUUUGGAACCAACAAAAGUGUAACAUCUUAAGGCAAUAAAUUUUAGGCAUUGGUUUUUUUUUUAUUUAUAAAGAUAUUAAUUUUAAAAUAACUGAAAGAAAAAUCAAGUCAUUUUGGAAUGAGUUUCAAAUAGGACUAUUUAAGUGCAUUUAUCUAAGUGAAAUGCAUCUACAAUUUUCAAUCUUUGUUUCUUUCAAUCAUUUUGACUCAUAUUCCAUUAACUUUUGAUGUAAAUAAAUGUAUUUUAUAAUUCCAA
Messenger RNA from Biomphalaria glabrata, 987 nucleotides. Its product is annotated as protein BUD31 homolog. NCBI's taxonomy places the organism in Eukaryota, Metazoa, Mollusca, Gastropoda, Planorbidae. Gene Ontology annotation, cellular component: spliceosomal complex; nucleus. Bases 116 to 550 code for a protein of 144 amino acids. The transcript has 4 exons. Gene Ontology annotation, biological process: mRNA splicing, via spliceosome. The record is from RefSeq and is a predicted model, not a curated record.